Styela clava is the source of this 4362-nucleotide messenger RNA. Its product is annotated as sequestosome-1-like. Gene Ontology annotation, biological process: endosome organization; mitophagy; aggrephagy. Gene Ontology annotation, molecular function: protein kinase C binding; K63-linked polyubiquitin modification-dependent protein binding. The record is from RefSeq and is a predicted model, not a curated record. Gene Ontology annotation, cellular component: amphisome; aggresome. Lineage: Eukaryota; Metazoa; Chordata; Ascidiacea; Stolidobranchia; Styelidae.
UUUCCUUUCAAUAUUCUGAUAUAGCUUUAGGAUACAAUACUUUACGAUUAAGUACGAAUUGAAAGCGUAAUUCAGAAUAGAAUAAUGUCUCUACAAUAUAAAGCAUACCUUAUCAAAGGGAAUCCGAACAAUGUGAAGGAAAUUCGUCGUUUCACGAUUGAUACAGACGUCUCGUCAAGCUAUGACUAUUUGAAGAACAAGGUUUCUUCAGUGUUCCCUAACAUCGGUGAGGCGUUCACUCUGCAUUACAAAGAUGCUGAAGAGGAUUUCAUUUCCUUCAGUUCUGAUGAAGAAUUGAUGCAGGCUCUCGGUCAAAUUAACGAUGGAUUGUUCCGUCUGUUCGUGAAGGUGAAAAAAGAUGGGAACAACGGCGAAAAUGCUACAGGAGAGGAUUUCUGCAGAGGAUGGAAGAAAUUUGCGAAACAGUUCGGGCAUGGCCAUUACCCCCAUGAUCAAGGACGUUUUGGGUUCCCCCCACGUCCCCAUGGACCUCAUCAUCCUCCACCCCCUCCUCAUGGACCUCCUCCACAUCAAUGGCAGGGACAGUUUGGGUUCGCGCCCCCACCACACCCCCACCCAUGGGGGUUUGGCCCUUGGGGUCAGCAAGCACCUGGCUGCCAUGCACAGGCCCAAUCUCAAACCCCAGGAGCUGAAGCAAGCUCAUCUUCCAGUCCUGAUGGAAAAACACAGCACCAAGAACAAUCACAGGGAUCUGCUAGUGAAACAGCACAAGCAUACUUAAGCUCUGUCGGUGAAGCCGUCGCUGGAUUUUUGAAACCACUUGGAAUUGACGUAGACAUUGAUGUUGAACACCAUGGAAAGAGAACAAAAUGCGCCGAGAGUGAGAUAAAAAAGAAACAAAAAGAGGACGAGGAAAAGAUGAGGUGUGGAGACGAGCAGCCUGCGUCUUCGCAAGAGACUCCACCAAAGACGACUGAACCCUCUGCACCGGAAAGUUCUACGACCCCACCAAAUGAAGCUGAUUGGACAGUUGUGCAAGAUGAAGAUGACUCAGAGAUGCAGACAGCUUCUGAGAAACUUGAAACAAUGCAUGUUGACUCACCAAGUAAUAUCGAUCCACGUCUGGCAGUCGCUCUGAAGCAGAUGUUCGCAAUGGGAUUUUCAGAUGAAGGCGGUUGGCUCUCUCGUUUAUUGGAGGCGCACAACUACGAUAUCCCGCGGGCUCUUGAUGCGAUCCAACCUGGUGGCGGAGGCCAUAGAGCUUAAAGACUUUGAUUGACACUUUCUUGUGCUCAGUAUGACUCAUGGAUAGAUUGAUCAUAAUGAGACAGCGGUUCCCUACAUUUUUCUCCCUUUAUCUAAUUUAGCUUUCUUUAUUGUUCCCUUAUUUCGUAUAAAAACUUUGCUUUUACGCUCCUCAGCUAAGAUUUUAGGUGCAACUAGAACUCUGGUUUUUGCUCAGUUUAAAUAGUUCAUAAUAUGUCCUUACCAGAGCUAAGAUGUGAAGCCUGACCCGACCUGAGUUUCUUGCCGGGUCGGGCCUGAAAUGUCAAUCAUUACAUUCGGGUCGGGCUUCCCUACCGCUGACUUUUUUUUCAAAAGAGGCGUUUUGGCUACGAGAGACUGUGGUCUGCAAAAAAACAGAAGUUGCCUCAUCAACACGACACAUACUAUACUAAACUCUUGCAAUGACAAUUCAAACUCCUCGAAUUCGAACUCCUAAAUAAAAUUUAAAUUUCGGGUUUGCUUCGGGCCUGCAAAUCCAGUCAAUUAGUCAUGAUCGGGUCGGGUUCAAUACCCACGGGCCUGGGUCGGGCCGGGCUGGUAUUUUUGGGCUCGAUCUUACCUCUAGUCCUGACAUGUUACAAUAGAGCAUAAGUGGAAAAUAUUAUGAAAACUACAUCAAAUAGUUAUUCUGUAUUUCAUUUCCGAAAACGACACUUUCUUCCAAGGUAUCUCUUCGAAGGGAUUAUGCAUAAAAAACUAUGCAUAAGUAACUCCAUCAUUUUGUCAUUAAUUAUCAAUUUUUGAUGUGGCAUUACUUUGGGCCUGUUUAAAUAUAAAAAACACACAAAAAGUGUUGAUAUAAAUAUCUAAGAAUAUUGUCCUUAUGAUCUUUCCAUUCAUGAGGGUAUACAUGGCCACCAAGAAUUGUACAUAUAACUGAAUUAUAAUCCAGGAAACACCAUAGUAUUGUAUGUUUGGUGAAACUAUCUAUCUUUAAUUCUUAUUAUAUAUCAUGAAUGUUUAUAUGUGUGUUGUUUGUGAUUGUUAAGUCAAAGAAAAAUACCCAUCUUCCCCUUUUUACUCUGUGUAUACAGGGGUGGGCAAAUUCCAACCCUUGGGUCGGAUCAGUCCACCGAAGUGUUUUAUGUAGCCUACUGAAAGUACGACUAUGGUUUUUAUGGAUAUAAAUUAUAUUUGAAAAUAUUGACGUAAAUAACAUUAUAAUGACACCAAUUGUUACAUUGUGCUUUUUCUUAUUAUAUAAACUUUAGUCUAUUGCUGUUGCUAAAUAAACUGUCUUUCAUUCAUAGUUUUUCAUAUCGAGUUUUGAGUCUCCGACACAGUAACCAAGUCUCUUAUCUGUAACUGGCCCACUCGAAAAGUAAUUGCCUACCCCUGGUAUGAACCUUACUUCUAAUGGGAUUAUUAAGAAAAUUGGUUUUAAUUCCACCUCAAACUCUGAAAAUAUCGUUAUUUUGACUUUAAAAAUUGAGAUUGUUUGAUGAUUUUAUCCAAAACUAUGUCUCCAUGGCUUCAGUUUUGUCUUGAUCGAUGCUCCCACUAGCUGUAAUAAUAUGUGUAACUACUAGUUACUAACUAGCGUUCAAAUUUAGUAUAGUUUAAAUGGUGUACAAUGCAUUGACAUGCAUCAUAAAAUAAAAACAAAAUCCAUGGUUGGUAAAUUCGGUGUUAGUUGAAUAGUUUCAAGUUAGCUUCAGUGCCCUUAUUGGCUCCAAUUCUCGGAAUAGAAUUUCGCCUAAAUGCAAAGGAUAUGUGUUUUUUUUCUUGAUUUUUGGGUUACAUGUUUGCCUGGUGAUUUUAGUGUUUCCAAUAACAUUGCCAUCGAGUCUCUGUGGCUUCUUGCCUAGAACCUUUCUCAGAAAAAACCCACAUUGUUUCUCAAUAUCCACAUUGACUUGGGUGUGUUUGUGCAAAAGGUAACUGGACUAUUUUAUCUUUCACUCAAUGAAAUCUGUUAGUUAUAAUUGAGGUUAUGUUCCCAAUUGUUUUUAUUAGAAAAGUACAAUUUCUUUUUUUUGGGGCAUUUUUUUUUAAUGAUUUCUGUCACAGCUGUCUGCUUUCAGCUUCAUUGCACUUACAAAAUUUUUAUUUCUCUUUACAAUAUUUGAGUUCCGAGAUUUGUCUGAGUAUCGUUAAGUUAUGCUUCAUUUUUAUUUCUCGCUGUCCUUUGUUCCAGGGCUGUGAAGUCGGGUAAAAUUUACCCACUCUGGUUGAAAAUAUUUGAGACUGUGGCUCUCCGGGUUGAAAAAAAAAUUACGACUGCGACUCUUGAGGAAAUCAAAUUCAGUAACAAAGUCUUUGACAUAAGCAAGCAAGCAAUUAGGAAUACUUGAUAAAGUCAAUUUUCGAGAAAGGAGACAAGUUUCGUACCUAACGUGCUUCUAGUGGACGUAGUAUAACAAUUUUUUGAUAUGUCAACCCCCAUCUGACUAUGUCAUCCAAAAAUUACGUCACCACAAUCACGUCAUAGAGCUUGCCAAACUUUGUCUUCUACUCUGUGUUUGAAUUAAAUUGGGCUCUGACUUUAAUUUAAAAAAAUUUUGACAGCAACUCUCGAGAAAAUAAAAUUCUAAAAACUUUCACAUCGCAAAUCUUCUUUGUCUAACUUAUUGGGAAUUUGCCUUUCUGUGCGAAAUAACCAAAAUUUAAAUUUUUGAUUCAGGGUUGGGGGGAGGUGUAUGGGGUUGAAAACAUGACUCCGACUACACAGUCCUGCUUUGUUGUGUCUAUCUCUUCAGCAUCUGUCACCAUUAUUGGGUUAGGGGAAGGGGGCAUUUGGGUGUUACCAGUCAGUUCGUCCAAUUAUUCUGUAUUUUGCCAGUAAAUUUUAAUGAUUGUAUUUCAUGAAAUAGGUUCAGACCUCUUAGCACCUUAGUUUUCUUUUACUUCUCAGUGAGUGUCUAUAAAUGCUUACCGUUACCCCUCUGUAAUUGCAAGUAACAUUGCCCAGAGAUGAGGUUUUCUUUACUUUAGGGCAAAUUGCUCGCCUCUCAACGGUUGCCUAUAACUUUGCUCAGAGAAGUGUUUUCUUCAUAUAAAUACUUAAAGCCCAUAAAUAAUGCCUCCUCCCCCUUUUCUAGACUGGUGUCUUCUUUGCUCCUGUUUUAGUCUUUGUUUCUAUUUUCUUGAAAAUAAAAUGGAAUGUACAGAAAA